AUGCCUCCGUCAAGUGGGCACCUGCUGCUCCCCAAAUUUUGGAGGGCAGCUAGGUUUGCCUACGCGAAGGCGUACAAAGCCGUAAGGGCAAAACUUCAUGAACCAGCUCAGCAGGUUUCGCUUCGUCUCCAGCCUGCGUAUGCCCGGAUUACUCCGCGACAGCCCAUCAAUCGAGCCGCUGCUAUCCGGCAAGCCCGCAGUCGCCACUUCUCCACUCGUGCGGCGAGCUCGUUUGCUUCAUACUUCCAGGCGGCAGCUCAGGGUAGUCGGACUGCCUAUCGGUCAUCGCGAGUAGCGUCAAACAUCAGUCGGUUUACCAGCCGCGCACCCUUUGCAUCGACUCUUCGCCCGAACCUCACCGGAGGCACUCUUGGUCGUACCGCAGGAGGUUAUGCGAUUGGUGCAGGCCGCAUUGGAGGCGCACGGUACUUCUCACACGGCGCAGCUGCACCUGCUCAGGUUAUAAACAAUGUUUCUGUUGGUGUGAGAGCGUUUUUCCUCUCUGGACAAAAGGCUCGGUUUGACGGCAUUGAUCCCAUCACGGGAAACAAGAGGUUCAAGGCCGUGACCGUACUCCAGGAUGAGGCCGAGAAGAAAAUGACCGCCAUUCCUCGCGCCGCCCCUGGGUCGUUUAUUGAUUUCCAGAUUGCACCUACGAUCACCGCUUUCGGUCUUCAGAAAAAGUUCGCCUCCGCUGGCGCUGAGACUGAAACCCUCAACUCCGAGGGCCUUUUGGACUUCUUGUCUGCCGACUUUGCCCGUACCCUCAAGGACCUGGCCGUUAUCCUCAACGAUCUUAAGCGCCUAGCUACUCUUGGUGACCUGCCCAUCGUACUUCAGGAUAAAUCAACUAUUAGAGUCAGGUUUCCGGGUUGCGAUGCGGAGACAGUGGAGCGACUUUGCGAUGAAGUAGGAGUACAACGAGGGAAGGUCACGCAGGAUGCAGACUUCGACAUCCGUACAGGUGCCGAACUUGCGCUCCUCUUCCCCUUCGCCCCCAGUGUUUCUCCGUCCUCUGAUACGGAAGAUUUCUUCUUCCACGAGGAGGUAAAAUCGUCCCAACGACCCGAUGAAGUUGACUGGCAGGCAAUGUUGUCAGGUGAAGAUGGCACACAACCAUCCGUCGGAUACCCGAAACAGUCACCCAACGAGUUCAGCUUUGAUGACGUGACCAUGUUUGGAUCUAAUCCUUGGGCCAAGUCUCCCUCGGGUUAUUCAAGCAUCGGCGUGAGUGAGCUCGGUGAUCGUGCGUUCUUCCCUGAUGCAAUGAGCAACGGUAUUCCGGAGAGUACGUCGGCUUAUGAGGGGUCUGAAGGCAUCCGCAAGUUCAUAGCGGAAUGUGACCAGGCUGCUGCGUUCCGCUAG
This is a messenger RNA of Aspergillus puulaauensis, 1365 nucleotides long. RefSeq lists its product as uncharacterized. The record is from RefSeq and is a predicted model, not a curated record. The transcript is spliced from 2 exons. Gene Ontology annotation, biological process: proteasome assembly. NCBI's taxonomy places the organism in Eukaryota, Fungi, Ascomycota, Eurotiomycetes, Eurotiales, Aspergillaceae. The coding region runs from base 1 to 1365 and encodes 454 amino acids. Gene Ontology annotation, molecular function: proteasome binding.